CCCCAGGACAAGCGCCAUGUCCUGGCUGUGGUUCCCAGCCCGGCCGCUCGAUGCCACCCAGGAGGGAAGGAGGGCCUCAACGCCUCACCUGGGGGAGCACACACACCCCCAGGUCUUUAUUGCAGUGGCUGGCUGAAGACUGGCCCCAUCGGGGUCAUUGCCAUCACCAUAAACAACAGCUUCGACACAGCACACAGCGUCGUGGAGGACGUCACCUCACCUCUGGCUGCCUGGACGUGACCUCUGCCAAGCCUGGAUCCACGGGGAUCCCCCUGCUGGACAAGAGAGGCGUGAAGCCGGUGUCCUUCUCGGACUGGGAGAAGAUCAACCAGGAGGGGAGGAGGGGCGCGGCCCAGGGGAAACCCCGAGAGAAGCUUCUGGACGUAGAGGAGAUGCUGAAGACCGCCCGGACCUGAACCCCAAAGUUACCUUCUAUUUCUGAAGACUCUUUCAUAACGUGGAGAACCAUCGCAAUGGAGAAAUUAACACAGUUUACCACAAGAAUAAGAUGGAAUGAAACCAUGGACUGUGUUGUAAUGCAGACCAAAAUAAGACGCAGUCAAUACAAAAAAAACAAUUUAUUAUAUUAACAUGUCGUCCAGCGGUAGCUCCAGAUGUGUGCGUCUGUGGGGCUCAGUAGAUGCCGUAGGUGUGCUCCUUGCCCUCACGGUAGCGGUCCAGGUAGCGGAGCGGCUGCCUGUGGGGGAACUUGACCCGCGGCGGGUGGUACACGGGGGGCCGCACGAACUCAAACACCGGCUCCUUCAUGUCUGCAGGAAGAAGAACACCAGUGGACAGUUUAAUGUUAAUGGAUAUAUCCUCCCAACCUCACAAUUGUACUUGUCGAUUCUUUGUUUAAAUGAUAAAAUCCAAUUUUAAUUUAAUGUUUUUCAUGUUUAACAGGAU
Molecule: messenger RNA, 906 nt
Organism: Gadus morhua (Atlantic cod)
Lineage: Eukaryota; Metazoa; Chordata; Actinopteri; Gadiformes; Gadidae
Product: NADPH:adrenodoxin oxidoreductase, mitochondrial-like
Exons: 3
Coding region: 51-416 (121 amino acids)
Source: RefSeq, a predicted model, not a curated record